UUUGGGAAUCAACUGACAGCUCCAUCUUUAGGACCCGAUUAUUUAAAAUUCAUUUGAAAAUGACACAAAAAAUUAUUGACCUCGAUAAAUCACUAAGUGAUAAUUUCAAUAAAUUACCAGAUCAAUCUAAACCUUUUUCACUGAAAAAAAUUGCUGGAGAUGUUGUCAAUAAUUUGCCGAUGCCAGAAUGCUGGGACUGGAGCAUCCAAGAUGUUGAAGAUUGGAUUAUUAAUGAUAUAAAAUUACCGCAGUACAAAGAUUGUUUUGUCAGAAAUUUAAUCAAUGGGAGAAAAUUAUUUCUUUUGGAGGCGCGUUUACCGAAAAUUGGAAUUUAUGAUUUCGAAGAUAUCAAAAAAAUUUCUAAAGCUAUUCGAGAACUUUUCCAAGUUGAAAAACCCUCUUGGGGCAGAAGUAUCUGUCUGCCGGCGAGAUAUCCGUUGACGAUGUUCUUGGAAUAUAAAACUUCUAUCGGACGUAUUCAUUUAUCGACAACUAGGACUGAUUACUUUAAAAAAAUAGGAAUACUUGAUGACACAAAAGCUUAUGAUUAUGAUGGCGAAAAUUUUUCAAAGCCCUGUAAAUUUCCAUACAGUUGCGUUGCACUGAGGAAAAGGAAAAAUGUCUACGAAAAAAUUGAAUUCCCAAGACGUUUGAAUAAAAAUAUUUAGACUUCAAAUUACUUUAAUAAAAGUAUAUAAAAUAUAUUUAAAGUUUCUUUCCU
This is a messenger RNA of Microplitis mediator, 721 nucleotides long. RefSeq names its product sterile alpha motif domain-containing protein 15-like. Lineage: Eukaryota; Metazoa; Arthropoda; Insecta; Hymenoptera; Braconidae. Bases 60 to 668 code for a protein of 202 amino acids. The record is from RefSeq and is a predicted model, not a curated record. Gene Ontology annotation, molecular function: protein binding. The transcript has 4 exons.